This is a messenger RNA of Cyphellophora attinorum, 1737 nucleotides long. Its product is annotated as putative acyl-CoA synthetase YngI. Gene Ontology annotation, molecular function: medium-chain fatty acid-CoA ligase activity. Lineage: Eukaryota; Fungi; Ascomycota; Eurotiomycetes; Chaetothyriales; Cyphellophoraceae. Gene Ontology annotation, biological process: fatty acid metabolic process. The record is from RefSeq and is a predicted model, not a curated record. The transcript is spliced from 6 exons. The coding region runs from base 1 to 1737 and encodes 578 amino acids.
AUGGCUGGAGGCAGUACUCUGGCUCCAAGGCCGUCAUUGAUCAGGGGUCCUUCAACACCGCCAGUGCUGGAGACCACAUUCAACAUCGCCCUUGAAGAACGAUGCUCUGAAUUCCCCGAAAAUAUCAUCGCCUACUCACCUCAGCAGAAGACGCAAAUCACCUACGCUUCUCUUCAGACACAAUCUCGCAGAGUUGCGGCUGGACUCCGGGCCUUGGGAGUCGGAAGUGGAGAUCGAGUUGCCAUUCUACUAGGUAACAGGAUAGAGUACCUCGAGAUCUUUCUAGCUUGCGGCAAGUUGGGGGCAUACGCGACCCUGCUCAACUAUGCAUAUUCAGCGGCGGAAUUGCACAGCACAAUCGCUGCUACGACGCCGAAAGUGCUUAUAACUACAUUAACGACGUCUCGCUACGACUAUACCACAACGUUGAACGAGCUCUCGUCUCAGUUGUCAUGUAUAGAAAGCAUCGUCAUACUGCCGGAUAUAUCAGGCGAAGCUGACCACCAGGAACGAAACCACGGCUUCCUCACUUACUGUGGACUUUGUGACCUUGGUUCAUCGUCCACUUGGGAUUUGGUACAGGCUGAGAACGCCGUGAAGCCAGAGGACAUCAUCAAUCUACAAUUCACCUCAGGAAGCACGGGCCGACCGAAAGCUGCUGCUCUUACACAUCGAGGGAUUCUCAACAGUGCACGUUACAUAGGCCGGCAGAUGAAGAUUCACCCCAGCGACAGGAUUUUGGUGCCCGUACCUUUGUUCCAUGCAUUUGGCUUGAUUAUUGGGAUGUGCGCGGCAAUGAUGGCAGGCGCGAGUAUCGUGCUUCCAUCUGAGUACUUUGACGCAGGAGCAACACUCUCAUCGAUACAAGAAUUUCGAUGCACUGGAAUAUAUGGCGUCACAACUAUGUUCGUUGAUGAGCUUUCGCAUCCAUGUUUCGGAGCCUUCCGGUUGUCAUCUUUACGCUUUGGCGUCAUGGCAGGGUCAGCGAUGCCGGAAGAGCUGCUUCGAAGAGUCACCAAGGCCUUUCCUCUUCCCAUCAUUUAUACCAAUUGGGGCAUGACUGAGCUCUCCUCAAUAGCUACUAUGACUGAUGGCUCGGACACAAUCGAGAAAAAUCUGAAAACCGCGGGCAAGCUCUUGCCAAACCUGGUAGCCAAGAUUAUUGACCUGAGACUGGACGCACAGUCCCUUGGGGCUACUAUGAAGGCCAUCAAGGCGCACCCAGAGGACACCUUGCCCGGUCAUGCGGGCCCUGACGAGUUGGGGAAAUCUAGAAGGUGGAUGCAUACAGGAGAUGAAGGAUACUUAGACGAAGACGGCUACUUGGUCAUCACAGGUCGCAUCAAAGAUCUCAUCAUCCGCGGCGGCGAGAACAUUUCACCUGCAGAGAUUGAAGCCAGACUCUAUGAGCACCCUGCCGUGAAACAGGUUGCAGUCUUUGGUGUGCCAAGCAAGCGUUAUGGGGAGGAAGUUGCCGCCAUGCUCGAGAUUCAGAGUUAUCGCAGCGUCCCUCCGCCAAUUGCCGAGAUGAAAUCAUGGGUACGCCAGACGUUGGCUCGCUAUAAGGUACCGGUCCAUGUGUGGUGGCUGGGAGAUGCCACUUUGGGCAUCCCGUUGGAGUGGCCGAAAACGGCGAAUGGCAAAUUGAGGAAAGUCGACCUGCGCAACAUUGGUAAAGAAAUCCUAUCGCGAGCGAACGAUAGCUCUGCUGCAGGACACCUGCGAUCCAACCUCUAA